GACUCCGAAACAUGAAUCAGUUGUGUAAUUUUUGUUUGAAACCAGCUUACCUUUGAUUAUUAUUUAGUAUUCUGCGGACAUAAGGAACCAUGCUAUACAGAACGGCUCUUCUCUUUAUCAUCUUCUCAUCUUUGGAUCAUGCGGAAAGUGCUAGAAUUUUAGUCUCCAUUUUUUCGCCGUCAUUCAGCCAUAAUGUAGUAUUCAGACCGAUUUGGAAGGAACUGGCGAAAAGAGGGCACGACAUAACUCUUCUCACAACUGAUCCUAUGCGAGAUCCGAAGCUUAAAAACAUCAGAGAAAUUGAUCUGAGCGGUUCCUACGAAAUUAUGGAAAAAUAUAAAGCUUCCGAACUAUUAACGAAAGGGAAAAAUGAGGGAAAAAAUACUGUGAAACUCAUAGUUGACUAUCUUAAUGCGCUGGACCACACUGCUGACUGGCAACUUGAACAACCCGAAGUGAAGCAGUUGAUACAAAAUACUAGUGAAUAUUUCGAUCUUGUUAUAGUAGAGGUAAUGAAUCCCAUCCAAAUGGCGUUUGCUGAAAGAUUCAAAGUUCCAUUCAUUGGAAUAACGCCUGUAGAUGCGCCUUAUAGAAUACAUGCAGCAUUAGGAAAUUACAUGCAUCCCAGCGUAUAUCCAGACUAUUUCCUUCCAUUGAUACCUCCACUGAGUUUGCUACAGAGGAUUGUAUCCUGUGGUGUGAAUUGGGCUAAUUGGUUCCUGCAAUAUUAUACGAGGUAUCCAGCUGAGGAUCUGAUUGUGAGAAAGCAUUUUGGGGAAGGCUUAAGGGACUUGAGUGAAAUCGAAAAAGACAUGAGCUUGUUAUUCAUCUACGUAAAUCCUGUUUUCUAUCAGAUGAGGCCCGUAGGAACCAAUACCAUUGUUAUAGGGGGAGGAAUGCAUGUUAACAAGCCCAAACCACUUCCGAAGGAACUUCGAGAAUUUAUAGAGAGCAAUGAAAAUGGAGCCAUUUACUUCAGCUUAGGGACCAAUGUCAAGAGUUCUUUGAUGACCGACAAUAUGAAGAGUGUUAUUAUAUCGUCAUUAGGCAAUCUUCCCUAUAAUGUACUUUGGAAAUUUGAAGACGACAGUAUUCAAAGCCUUCCGAAAAACGUUAAAAUUGUGAAAUGGGCUCCUCAACAGGAUGUAUUGGGACAUCCCAAUAUAAAACUAUUCAUAACACAAUGCGGGCUCAUGUCUAUAGACGAAGCAAUAUACAAUCAUGUUCCAAUGGUGGGAAUGCCUUUCAUGGGAGAUCAAGGGUAUAAUGCAGUCAUUCUGGAGAAGAAACGACUUGGAAAGAGGGUAGACAGAAUGAAUUUGACCGAAGAGGACUUUACAAAAUCAAUCAUAGAAGUUAUCAAAAAUCCGAUAUACAAGAAAAACGUAGUAGAGAUGGACAUGUUAACUAAAGACGUGCAAACAACGGGGUUAGAGAAAGCUGUAUGGUGGACAGAAUAUUGUAUUCGAACAAAUGGAGCUAAACAUCUGAGAAGCCCAGUGAUAGAUACACCUACAUAUCAGUUUUAUUAUUUGGACGUUAUUGGUAUUUGCCUGACAGUUUUAGCAUCAGCGAUAGCCAUUGGUCUGAUUGCAAUUAGAUUUCUUCUUGGACUUUUAUGUCGGAGAGAUUCAAAAAAGAAAACUGAGUGAAUCAUUUCAUCCUCAAUUGAAAUAUCAUUAUUGUUACGUCUCUGGAUGACACACUGGUUAAUAGAUGCGUUUAUACAAUAACAUUGAAAUACUCAUUAAAGGCGGUAUUCUAAUAACUUUGUA
Messenger RNA from Leptinotarsa decemlineata (Colorado potato beetle), 1775 nucleotides. Its product is annotated as UDP-glycosyltransferase UGT5. The record is from RefSeq and is a predicted model, not a curated record. NCBI's taxonomy places the organism in Eukaryota, Metazoa, Arthropoda, Insecta, Coleoptera, Chrysomelidae. Gene Ontology annotation, molecular function: UDP-glycosyltransferase activity.